CAGAAUCUGCAAAUGCGUUGAAGACGUUGCAUACAAAAAGCAAACAGGUCAAAGCUCAACACUGAGUAACUCCAGUAGAUUUAGCUCUAGCAACGGUGUCGAUGGACUACUUCCUAGUGGAAACGAGUAUAUGAUACACACUAACGAGGAAAAAAAUCCUUUUUGGUGGGUGAACUUAGGAAGGGAAUAUCUGGUUGAAAGAGUAGAAAUAUGGAAUCGUAAAGAUUGCUGUGGUGAACGAACUCGAAACAUGGAUGUUACUGUUGGACCAACUUUGAACGAAAUGAAGUUAUGUGUACAUUACAAAGGUCCAAGUCAGAAAGGUGAACACCUAGUGCUCGGGUGUAACAAAAGAAUGAGAGGUCGCUAUGUCAAGCUGCAAAUGCAAGGGACAAUAGCUAUGAAUCUUCUUGAAGUCAAAGUAUUUGUUGUCAAAACAUGUUCGAACUAAAAUAAAAAUCAAUAUUA
Messenger RNA from Mytilus trossulus (common blue mussel), 468 nucleotides. Its product is annotated as fucolectin-1-like. The record is from RefSeq and is a predicted model, not a curated record. The transcript is spliced from 2 exons. Bases 131 to 451 code for a protein of 106 amino acids. NCBI's taxonomy places the organism in Eukaryota, Metazoa, Mollusca, Bivalvia, Mytilida, Mytilidae.